Messenger RNA from Prosopis cineraria, 1585 nucleotides. Its product is annotated as amino acid transporter AVT1H. Gene Ontology annotation, biological process: amino acid transmembrane transport. The record is from RefSeq and is a predicted model, not a curated record. Gene Ontology annotation, cellular component: vacuolar membrane. Gene Ontology annotation, molecular function: amino acid transmembrane transporter activity. NCBI's taxonomy places the organism in Eukaryota, Viridiplantae, Streptophyta, Magnoliopsida, Fabales, Fabaceae.
UUCCUUAAAUCUCUGUCGUUUCAGUUUCAUCCAACACAUCACCAUAUAUAUACAUAUGAUGUUGAAAUCUGUUAAAGGAAGCUUGACGAACCCUCGAUCAGGAUCAAAGUGUACUGUGCAGCAGCAGAAGAAGAAGAAGAAGAAUCAAUCAGACAGUGAGUCACUAACUGGUGUCCAGUGGGCAGAGCGCGACGCGUGCUUAGAGCUCAGCAACCAAUACUGUAACUGUGGCCACGCCAUUGUUGAGGAUGGAAACGCACCUGAUGCUGAACCCAAUAGUUCUUUUGCUCAUGCCGUCAUCAAUAUGGUUGGGAUGCUCACAGGUUUGGGGCAAUUAUCAGCGUCAUACGCUGUAGAAGAGGGAGGUUGGGCAUGUGCAUUAAUAUUCCUGAUAGGGCUUGCAACGACCUGUGCUUAUGCUUGUGGCCUUCUUGGGAAAUGCAUGGACAAGAACCCUAAGCUACGAAGCUACGCUGACAUAGGCGAAGAAGCCUUUGGAAGAAGAGGAAGAAUGGUGGCUUCAACCCUUAUCUACACUGAGAUCUUCAUGGCUCUCGUCUCCUACACCAUCUCACUACACGACAACUUGUUCACUGUCUUCGCGGGAAGCCACUAUCUCAAGCAUCUGAGGUUGCCUGAGUUUCUGUCACCUUCUCAGCUUCUCACUGUUCUCGCCGUGCUGAUUGCUAUGCCUAGCUUGUGGCUCAGAGACCUUUCUUCCAUCUUCCUUUCCACGGCCGGUGUUCUCAUGUCUGUCAUUAUUUUCUUGUCCGUCGCUGCCACUCCCAUCUUCGGAGGCGUUAGGGUUGACCACCACAUUCCAGUUCUUCAGAUUCGUAACGGCCCUUCUGUUUCUGGCCUCUUCAUCUACAGCUAUGGUGGACACGUCGUGUUCCCUGAUCUCUAUAAAUCUAUGAAGGACCCCUCCAAGUUUACCAAAGUCAUAAUAGUGAGCUUUCAAUAGCCACCCUGCUGUUUACAACGCCUGGGAUUCAUGGGUGCGAAGAUGUUUGGGCCACAAGUAAAGUCGCAGAUCACUCUGAGCAUGCCACGUAAUUUCGUAGGGACGAAAGUAGCAGUGUGGGCGACAGUGAUAACACCAAUGACCAAAUAUGCGCUUGAGUUGGCGCCAUUUGCUAUUCAGCUACAGAAAAGAUGGCUUCCCAGUUCAAUAAGCAGCAGAAACAAGAUGAUAGUGCGAGGCACGGUGGGUUCAGUGCUGUUGCUGGUAAUUCUAGCUCUUGCUCUUUCAGUGCCUUACUUUGAGGACGUGCUUAGUCUCACUGGCUCGCUUUUGACCGUUGUGAUAAGCUUGAUCUUCCCUUGUGCUUUCUACACUAAGAUCUGCUGGGGACAAAUAAAAAAGCCUCUCUUAGUCUUCAACUCGUGUCUCGCCACUCUAGGGCUCAUCCUUGGAGUUAUGGGCACUAUUUCUUCCUCCAGGUCACUCCUCAGCAAUCUUCAGGCUCAUCACUGAUCAGCUUGUUAUAUAAAUAUAUAUAGGUUUCUUUAUCUGUGGUGAUGGAAGAAGAUCAACUUUUGUUGUUUUUGCUUUAAUUUGGUAAAUCACGCGCUGUGGUUUUUA